CGCUCCACGAGGACCCGGACCGAACCUUCUUUCGUUCUCCUUCCGCAGAAAGUCGAAACCGAAAGGCAGAGUCAGACCUCGAGCAGCGAUUCCCAAUUCCCCCCCUAGGCCAAGGCCGAGAACCAUCACCUGAGUGAGUACCUGACCCCAUGUCCGGCGGCUACCCCUACGGCGGCGGCGGAGGCGGAGGAGGCUACGGAGCCCCGCCGCCCUACGGCUCCACGCCCGCGCCCUCGGCCCCGCCAUACGGCGAGAAGCCCCCCAAGGAAGGCAAGACCUCCUCCUCCUCCUCUGGUUCCUCCCCUUACUACGGCGCACCCCCGCCCCAGUCCUACGGCGGCGGGUACGGGGCUCCUCCCUCCGGUCAGCCCCAGCCCUACGGUGGCGGCGGGUACGGGGGCCCACCUGCCGGUCAGCACCAGCCCUACGGUGGCGGCGGUUACGGGGCCCCGCCCCCCGCCCAGCCCUACGGCGCCCCGCCGCCCUCCUCCGCGCCCUACGGAGCCCCGCCUACUGCGGCACCGCCCUACGGGGCCCCGCCUCCCGCGGGAGCGCCCUACGGCGGCGGGUACGGCAGCCCGUUCGCGGCGCUGGUGCCGUCGGCGUUCCCGCCCGGGACCGACCCCAACGUGGUGGCCUGCUUCCAGGCGGCGGACCGCGACGGCAGCGGGACCAUCGAUGACAAGGAGCUGCAGUCCGCGCUGUCUGGCUACAACCAGAGCUUCAGCAUCCGCACCGUGCACCUCCUCAUGUACCUCUUCACCAACACCAACGUCCGCAGGAUCGGGCCCAAGGAGUUUACUUCUGUGUUUUAUAGUCUUCAGAAUUGGAGGUCCAUAUUUGAGAGGUUUGACCGUGACCGAAGUGGUAAAAUUGAUGCAUCAGAGCUUCGUGAUGCUCUUCUCAGUCUGGGUUAUUCAGUUUCUCCAACUGUGCUAGACUUGCUUGUGUCUAAAUUUGACAAGACUGGGGGCAUGAACAAAGCAGUUGAAUAUGAUAACUUCAUUGAAUGCUGCCUCACAGUCAAGGGUCUGACCGAAAAGUUCAAGGAGAAGGACACAGCCUACUCCGGGUCUGCAACUUUCACCUACGAGGCUUUCAUGUUGACCGUGCUCCCUUUCAUCAUUGCAUGAUGACAAUGUACGCCAGACCCGAGUUUGUAUUUGUGCUCGUAGAGUUGCUUUCAACUGAGCUGUAGUUUCUGGGAGUUUAAUGGAAUGUUUCUGGCUUGCUUCUAACCGUCUCUUGGAGAACUGAGAAUGUGGCUACCUUCCUUUGAGUUGAGAAUAUUGAAAUGGUAUAUCUUGUGCAUGCUUCAGAAUUUCGAGAAUGAAAUGCUUACCUUUGUUGCA
This is a messenger RNA of Brachypodium distachyon (stiff brome), 1352 nucleotides long. RefSeq names its product probable calcium-binding protein CML50. Bases 150 to 1133 code for a protein of 327 amino acids. Gene Ontology annotation, molecular function: calcium ion binding. The record is from RefSeq and is a predicted model, not a curated record. The transcript is spliced from 5 exons. Lineage: Eukaryota; Viridiplantae; Streptophyta; Magnoliopsida; Poales; Poaceae.